Molecule: messenger RNA, 1536 nt
Organism: Amborella trichopoda
Lineage: Eukaryota; Viridiplantae; Streptophyta; Magnoliopsida; Amborellales; Amborellaceae
Gene: RIC7
Product: ROP-interactive CRIB motif-containing protein 7
Molecular function (GO): protein binding
Source: RefSeq, a predicted model, not a curated record
UGCAACUUCUCUCUCUCCACCGUAUCUCUCUUAACCAUUUGAAUUUGUAAACCCAAAAUUCCCAUGACAAAGAGCUUAAAAAACCAGAAAAACUUUGCAACUUCUCUCUCUCUUUUGUGCCUUAAUCCCAAUAUUUGAGCUUAUGUAAGUUGCGAGUAAAGUUCAUGGAACCUCUACUAGUUUUAUUCUGUCUUUCUUACCUCCUAACCCUCAUUUCUGCAACUCCGGAUACGAUGCCAAAACUUCCCUUCAUGGAAGAAGAAGCUUUAUACAAUGUCCUUGAAGCUAUCAACCCAUCUCUCGAAUGGCGCACGAUGUACCCCUCUGACCUCUGCAACUCUGGCCCGCAUGGGGUUCUCUGCGAUUUAUUCAACGUUAAUGGUGAAAAUGAUCUCCAUGUCACAGAGCUCAGCUUCGGUUUCGUCUCAGAGUACAAUCCAAACGCACCAUGCAACAACCUUUCCACCGUCAGCCCUUCCAUGGCUUCUUUACCCUUUAUCCGAAAGCUUUUCUUCUACAAUUGCUUCAACAAUGGCGCAAUUUCCUUUCCUGAUUACAUAUGGGAGAUGCAGAGGUUAGAAGAACUCAUUUUCACGGAGAAUUUUGCCAUAAUUGGCGAACUUUCUGAGAAGGUAAGGAAUCUCAAAUCUCUGAGAAGAAUGGUUCUCAGCGGAACUAGGGUUUCUGGCCAAAUACCUAAAGGAAUUGGGGAGCUGGUAAAGCUCGAACAGUUGGUAAUUUCCAGAAGCAGGUUUAAUGGCGAAAUCCCAAAAAAUCUAGGGUUUCUGAGAAACCUAAGGGUUCUGGACCUAAGCUUCAACUCCUUAGAAGGCCCUUUCCCUGAAGAAUUAGGGUUCUUGCCAGAGCUUCUAAAACUGGACAUGGGUUCAAACAAGCUCAGUGGGUCUCUACCAAAAACUCUACCAAAUUUGCAGAAGCUCAAAUUCAUGGAUUUCAGCCACAACUUUUUAGGGUUUGGGGUGCCUCCAUUUUUAGGGGAAAUGCCAAAUUUGGAGGAGAUUUAUUUAAGUGGAAACCCUUUGGGUGGUGAAAUACCUGAAAUAUUUGCUAAACUCGGAGGAAUUCUAGGGUUGGGUCUCUGUAAUGCAGGGCUAAUGGGGAAAAUACCUGCUUCUUUGGGGAUAUUUUUGAGGAGGGUGAAUUAUCUAGGGUUUGAAGGGAAUUUUUUGGAGGGAGAGAUUCCAAAAGAGUUAGGGUUUUUAGAGAGAGUGAAUGAGAUGAAUUUGGGUAAUAACAGGUUGAGUGGAAGGGUUCUCUUCUCUGCUAAAUUCAUGGCUAGAAUUGGAGAAAAGCUAAAUUUGGAGGGGAAUGAGGGGCUCUGCUUGGAGAGGAAUGGAGGUGGUGGAGGGUAUUUUGGGUAUUUGAGGGGGUGUUAGUGGUUUUCAGGGUUUGGUGGUUUUGGUACUGGUUAGAAAGAGAAAUAUGGGAUUUGGUUUUAUCCCCUUGGCCAAAAUGGGUUUUGUACAUAAAAUACACGAUUUUGUUAUAAACUUUUUUGCUUUCCUUUUUGUGGCU